Molecule: messenger RNA, 1813 nt
Organism: Danio aesculapii
Lineage: Eukaryota; Metazoa; Chordata; Actinopteri; Cypriniformes; Danionidae
Gene: id4
Product: inhibitor of DNA binding 4
Exons: 2
Coding region: 338-682 (114 amino acids)
Biological process (GO): negative regulation of transcription by RNA polymerase II; circadian regulation of gene expression; cell differentiation
Cellular component (GO): cytoplasm; nucleus
Molecular function (GO): protein dimerization activity; transcription regulator activity
Source: RefSeq, a predicted model, not a curated record
UAGACGUUUCACCCAGCAGCCUCUUGUUUGUGCUCGAGACCCUCCGCGCAGUUUCAGGUCGCGCGCUGCUCCAUCACGAGAGCUCGUGACUGACCGGUUUCCUCGCGUAGGACUGUCAAAGCUUGAGUGGAUGGCGCCUCCCCUUUUCCUCUAUGUGACCAACAAUAACUCAUCCGCUGUUUUGCACUGUGCGUUCACACUCUGAGAGGAGAUGUGGUCAGGAUAGAUCUGCGCUCUUUUUUCUUCGUGCACCAAAAUACGUUUUUGUAAUAAACGUAUUGUUGCGUCCGCCUUUUUUUCCUUUCUCGUUUUUCUUUUUGUAGUUUUAUUUAUUACAAUGAAGGCCAGCGUGCCGGUUCGCCCUCAUAAGGUUCCUUCUAGCUGCAGUCAGCUCUCCUUGCGUUAUUUGUCGGAGAGCAGCCGAUGCAAAAUGGAAGAUGAGGAUCUUUUCUGUCUGCAGUACGACAUGAACGACUGCUACAGCCGACUCAAACGCCUGGUGCCCACUAUUCCGCAGGAUAAGAAAGUCAGUAAAGUGGAAAUCCUCCAGCAUGUCAUUGACUAUAUUCUGGACCUGCAGCUGGCGUUGGAAACGCACCCUGCGCUCCUGAAACAGACGAGCCCACCCGCUUCCACACGGACUCCACUCACACAAAUCAACACAGAGCAGGUGCACAAAUGAACCCAUCCAAAGCCAAGCCCCGCUUCACCAGGCAAUCCAACACACAUCUGGCCAAUUACAGUGGAGCAGGACUGAAACUAAUAUCUAAAAAAAAUCACAAUUUGUAAACAUUUUGUGGUCAACUAUCAAACAUGCAGUGAUGCCAGUCUGAUUUCUCAUGUGGAUUUGGACAGCGAAUCAGUACCCACACUAUCUUUUCCUUUGGUAUUUCAUUUUGAAGGCACCUAAGUUAAAAAAAACACCUGGGUGUAAAUUUACAGUCUCUAAAGCUUUAAGAAAUAAAAUGGAAAUGUAAACAUCUGACAUAUAUUGUUAGGUGAUGUGUGUUGACCAGGGAUUUCCCUGCUGUUUAAUAUUGUACAAAACUAUACGUGUUGACUUGAUGAUGUAUAUAAAUGCAGGAUGUUCUAUAAAUGUAUGUGUAAGAGAAUAUAUGUUCAACAAGCUGAUUUUAAUUAUUCUAAAAUAUUUUUUAUCAAAAAUGUUUUGUUCUGUAAAUACUGUGUUUUCACAUUAAUGUAGUGAAUGAUUACAUUAUGUUCUGCAAAUAAAGUCCUCACAUCUUUAAUGUGCUUUUCCUAAGUUUUCUUUCUGGUAAAUUAGUUAUGAGCACAGCUACUAUACAUACAGUUGAAGUCAGAAUUAUUAGCCCCCUUUUCAUUUUUUUUUUCUUUUUUAUAUAUUUCCCAAAUUAUAUUUAACAGAGCAAGGACGUUUUCACAGUAUGUCUAAUAAUAUUUUUUUUCUACUGGGGAAAGUAUUAUUUGUUUUAUUUCGGGUAGAAUAAAAGCAGUUUUAAAUUUUUUAAGAACCAUUUUAAGGUCAAAAUUAUUAGCCCCUUUAAGCUAUAUUUUCUUCGAUAGUCUACAGAACAAACCAUUGUUAUACAAUAACUUGCCUAAUUACCCUAGCCUGCCUAGUUACCCUAAAUAACCUAGUUAAGCCUUUAAAUGUCACUUUAAGCUGUAUAGAAGUGUCCUGAAAAAUAUCUAGUCAAAUAUUAUUUACUGUCAUCACCGCAAAGAUAAAAUAAAUCAGUUAUUAGAAAUGAGUUAUUAAAACUAUUAUGUUUAGAAAUGUACUGAAAAAAUCUCUCCGUUAAACAUAAAUUGGGGUAAAAAAAAAACGGGG